AUGGGCGAUUGCUUUUUAUUCUUGUCUUCCCACCUCUCCUCCACGUCCGGCCAUUCGCAUCGGCUCCAUCCUCUUGCGCUCCAGACGGCCGUGGUAGACGUAAACGGUGGCAAAGUGACGUUGUGGCAAUUUCUGCUCGAGUUGUUGCUCAGUCAACGACACAGCCACCUGAUCCGUUGGACAAACACUGAAGGUGAAUUUGUCCUGCUGCAAGCUGAAGAGGUGGCCAAACUGUGGGGCCUUCGCAAGGACAAGAAUCAUCGAAUGAAUUACGACAAACUGAGUCGGGCCUUGCGCUACUACUAUCAAAAGAACAUCAUUCGCAAGGUGCACGGCCACAAGUUCGUCUACCAGUUCACGGGCCUCCGAAAUCUGGCCGGACUGAUAGAGGCUCAAAACGCGGGACUCGAACCCGGCACCGGGUACGAGACUCGGAGCCAGGCUCAACUGGCCUCGACUGCGUCGAUGCCGCUGACGGUGGGUCGGCAGUCCGAGGCCGGGCUUGUCGGCGGCGCGCUGUUUCCACCCGCCGCCUACGAGGCGUCAGCCUCCUACGCCAGUCCAUCGGCCAGCGCCAACCAACUGUCCGAGCCGCCCACCACUAUCGGUUACGGGUCCGGACAACUGCAUUCGGACGCCUCGACAACAGUUGCUAGUCUGGCUGUACCAGGGCCGGUGGCAAUAAUGGUGGCCGAAGGGCGAGAUGCGGCAAACAGGUCCGAGGUAGGCGGCGGUGACGGCAGUUUAAGGAUUGGACAUCGAGAAGCCGACGUGGAUGGUCAUUCGUAUGGCUUCAUUCGGCCCGGACCCCUCGAGGAUCAAGCAGAUUUGCUGACUGACUGCUUUCAAGCCAUGGAAACACAUCCAAUGCCUGGCCAACAAAUACAGGCUGGGCUGGAGAGCCAGUCUCCAUCGGCAGGCGUGCCCGCCUCCAUGCAGGCCAGCAUGCAUCUGCCGUUCAAUUUCGAGGAUUCCAGAAUGUGUAAGCAAGUCAGAAAAAAUGCAUAA
Protopolystoma xenopodis is the source of this 1008-nucleotide messenger RNA. Lineage: Eukaryota; Metazoa; Platyhelminthes; Monogenea; Polystomatidea; Polystomatidae. The record is from the annotation of a GenBank genome assembly.